UCUUUCAAAAUCUAGCUACAACAACUACUAAUACACACAUUUUCCUUCCCCCUCUCUCUCUAGCUAAUUUCUACAACACUUAAUCCAAUUACUGCACUUAAAUACCUUCAUCAACCAUUUUGAAUUAUGCGCUCCUCCAUAACAAGCCAUGAUGAUGAUUCUCAAUCGAGUAGUGAGUAGUGACUCCACCUAAUAAUGGCAGGUAAUGCAAUUCAAUUGAACGUCACCUUCAUCACCCUCUUCACUUCCAUUUUUCUCGGAUGUGAAAUUUAACGAGUGCACUGAUGAUGUAUACACACACUCUGCCACUAGCCAGAGGAAUAAAAGACAAAGCCAAAAACAGAGGAAUCAGUUCUCUUUCUCUCAGCUCCAACGACCAUGCAACCAAGUCAAGCACAAACAUUAAUUGAAGAGUAAUAACUAUUUGAAUGAACGGUUUUAGCAACAACAUUAUCCUCCUCAAGUCCCAACAACCGUAACAGCAUAAUACCAUGGUUCAUUCAAAGAAGUUCAGAGGUGUCAGACAGCGCCAUUGGGGUUCAUGGGUAUCAGAAAUUCGACACCCCCUUUUGAAGAGAAGGGUGUGGCUAGGCACAUUUGAAACAGCAGAGAAAGCAGCACGAGCAUAUGAUCAAGCUGCAAUUCUGAUGAGUGGGCGAAAUGCCAAAACCAAUUUCCCAAUUACUCAGACUCCAGAAGGUGAUCCGAAGAGCAUUACCAGUGAGGAAACCCCCUCAUCCACUUCCAAAGAUCUGGAAGAAAUUUUACAUGCCAAGCUUCGAAAAUGCAGCAAGGCACCUUCCCCUUCCAUGACAUGUUUGAGGCUUGACACCGAGAACUCCCACAUCGGAGUGUGGCAGAAGCGUGCAGGGCGGCGCUCUGAUUCGAAUUGGGUCAUGACGGUUCAGCUCGGAAAAACCGUCACCAAUAAUGGUGACGGUCUUCCUCUACUUUCUCCUGAUCAAUCUCUGAUCUCACCAGCCCUAACACGAAAUGAGGAACUGUUGAGGCCAGAGAUUGAUGAGGAGGAGAGAAUGGCACUGCAAAUGAUAGAGGAGCUUCUCAAUAACAGGAACUGUCCUAGCCCAUCAUCAUUCAACACCACACAACAACAACAAGGGGAUCAUGAUCAUGAUGACAGCUUUUUUCUUUGAAGGGUCUUCUUUCCUUAUAUAACUAUGGUAUUCAGUAUUCACGUGCUAAUCUUCAUCUACAUCAAGGUCAGAAAAGGAAAUUGCAGUUAUAUUUAGACUUACCUAUAAUAAGUACUGGGCUGCAAUCAUUGUUUGUA
Messenger RNA from Lotus japonicus, 1291 nucleotides. Its product is annotated as ethylene-responsive transcription factor WIN1-like. The record is from RefSeq and is a predicted model, not a curated record. Lineage: Eukaryota; Viridiplantae; Streptophyta; Magnoliopsida; Fabales; Fabaceae. The transcript has 3 exons. Gene Ontology annotation, biological process: regulation of DNA-templated transcription. Gene Ontology annotation, molecular function: DNA binding; DNA-binding transcription factor activity. Bases 492 to 1154 code for a protein of 220 amino acids.